Pseudogymnoascus verrucosus is the source of this 2106-nucleotide messenger RNA. RefSeq lists its product as uncharacterized. Bases 669 to 1844 code for a protein of 391 amino acids. NCBI's taxonomy places the organism in Eukaryota, Fungi, Ascomycota, Leotiomycetes, Thelebolales, Thelebolaceae. The record is from RefSeq and is a predicted model, not a curated record. The transcript has 2 exons.
CUCUCUAUAUAUAUCCACACUACCACUUUAUACAACUCUCAAAACGCCAUUUAUCGAUUCCUCCCGCCCCAUAACACCCACCAACCCACGAGCUCAGUCCCCAUCCUGGCCUACUACCCCUACAUUUGCCCCGCCAGCUCCAGGCCCCCCCAUACAAAGUGGGAAAACUGGCACGAAAAAAGGAACAAACCCUCCCAAUCUCGUUUCCCCGUUACCCGAUCCCGCUGUCUCUCAAUGCCUCAUCUUCUCCCUCUGCCCUCGCCGUUGUCGUCCUUACCCUAACCACAGCCUUCGGCCUCAAUACACUCGCUUUAAAUAUCGUCACUCGUUUGAGAAUAUCGUAUCUAUCCUAGCCUCACAGUACCUAUCCGUUUCGAACUCCCCACGCCGCGUUUCGCGCAAACACCCGUUCUAAGACAUUCCGCGACGAUCACUUGUUCCAGACCACGACUCGUUUGCCCAAACACCACCUCGAAACAAAAGGAACCAAAAAAAGCUAUCCAGAGCUCCUGACAAGCUCAGGCUCAGUCCGGCCUCACGGCCACAAAACAUCCUCUUCCUCCCCGCCACAGAGGAAGACGACACCAUACCCGCGCCUCACCUACGGCACCGUGUCGUGCAUCGCACCCAGACAGAUGCCCUCUCCAAAACCAUAGGCGGACCACGACAUGCCCACGCGCUCUGCGCUCCUAAGCAUGCCCUCGCCAUCCCCCGUCCCGCUGCGCAGGCGCUCCGCGUACCUCCCGCGCUCUCUCACCUCGCUCGUCCUCCUCGCGGUGUGUUUAACAUUCACGCUCGCGCUUGCGGCGAGGCCGCCGACUAUACCGGAUACGCUUGUCCCGCCUGCGGAUCUGAGCGCUGGCAUUGCGGCGGAGCUGAGGAAGUUGGAGGAGAAGGGGAUUGUGUUGCUUGAUACGAGACCGCCGCCGAGGGUGGGUGGUGGUUGGGAUUUGGCUUCGUAUUCUGGUGACCUCCUGAGGAGGGGGUUUGUUGAUCUCGUGCUGAGGAAGGAGGAUGAGGAUGAAUCUACCACCACUACUGCGCCUUCCAAGACCUCCACGAAGAGCUCCACCACCACCACCGCCGGCGAUAGCGACAGCGUGGCAACCGCCGAGCCAACAAGCACAACCGCCGAGCUCCCAAAGCCAUUCGACAGCAAUAUCGGCGCCAACUUCGCAGCAGAAGAAUGUCCCGUCUUCAUAGCCAGUUUCCUCGCCAACCCCGAAUUCCAGUCCUGCUACCCUGUCUCCCUUCUUCUCGAGUCCUCCCAAGCUUUCUUCCAAACCCUCCGCUCCCCCUUCCUCACCACCGCCCUCCUCGACCACUCCUGCGCCGCCCCUGCAUCAUGCGCCCCGUACCUCUCCUCCCUAGCCGCGACCCUAAACAGCACCUGCGCCCUCGACCUCUCCCGCUCCAACCCCACCGCCACCAUGGCCCUAACCGGGCUCCUCGCCUACCCCUCUCUCCGCACCGCUACCUGUCUCAAGUCCCCUACCGGAUCCUACUGUUUCGCCGACGCGAUUACGAAUUCCACCUCUGACGAGGACGCGUAUGUGUACUACCUGGGCGUGGGGAAUGAGUUACCAAGUACGACGAAGAUGACGUGUAAUAAGUGCCUGAAGGAUGUGGUGGGGGUUUUUGGGGCGGCGGCCGCGAAUAGGACGGCGCCGGUGGCGGCGGUGUAUGCGGAGGGGGCGGCGGUGGUUAAUGGGGUUUGUGGGAGCGGGUGGGUUAAUGAGACGAUGCCUAAUGCUUUGACUGGUGCUGCUGGAGCCCUGGGGGGUAGUGGGAUUACUGGCGUGGUUGUUGCGUCGCUGGUGGGGGUGAUGAUGCUCGUGAUGUGAGGGUUUAGUCGGUGGAAUACAUAUUAGAAUGGGAUGGAUCUUAUUAUAUAUAGUCAGGCAGGCGUUUUUGGGUUAGCAGCCGGGCGCUGGGGUGGGUUUUGGGUUCAGCGGGUGCCUGGGUUUGGGUUAUAUAUUGGCUUUUUUGGUGGAGGAAGGUGCGAUCGAGGUGUGGGGGGAGAAAUAGAAAGGGAAGGAGGGAAGAAAGGGGAUUUUUGUAUAUACCUUCACCAUGAAGAGGAAAUGGAUAACACAUAUAUAUACU